AUGCUCAUUCUUGGAACUUUACUCCUCACGAUUAUAAAUGGACAAACCUGUUCCGCACCUGGCGAUUCUUGCGUGGAAAGGACUUUUAUAGCGCUCAAGCCUGAUGCAAUACAGCGCGGGCUGGUCGGCGACAUAAUAAAUCGAUUCGAACGAAAGGGAUUUCACCUUCUUGGGCUCAAGUUUGUUCAACCUUCGAGACAGUUGGUAGAGAAGCAUUACGAGGAGCAUCUGGGCAGGCCGUUUUACGAGGGAUUGGUGAAUUACAUGACUUCUGGUCCUGUUUUGGCUUCUGUUUGGGAAGGAAAGAACAUUAUUUCCAGUUCAAGGUCGCUGUUGGGCGCCACAGACCCGUCAAAAGCAGCGCCCGGGACGAUCCGCGGCGAUCUGGCUACCCAAGUCGGCCGUAAUUUAGUACACGCUUCCGACUCACCUGCCAACGCGGAGAGAGAGAUUGGCUUAUGGUUUCAGCCCGAAGAAGUGCAAAGCUGGAGCAGGGCGCUAAAAAAGUGGAUCAAUGAAGAGAAUUGA
Molecule: messenger RNA, 528 nt
Organism: Oikopleura dioica
Lineage: Eukaryota; Metazoa; Chordata; Appendicularia; Copelata; Oikopleuridae
Source: the annotation of a GenBank genome assembly